Carcharodon carcharias (great white shark) is the source of this 2585-nucleotide messenger RNA. Its product is annotated as cyclin-dependent kinase 5 activator 1-like. NCBI's taxonomy places the organism in Eukaryota, Metazoa, Chordata, Chondrichthyes, Lamniformes, Lamnidae. Bases 787 to 1695 code for a protein of 302 amino acids. Gene Ontology annotation, cellular component: cytoplasm; protein kinase 5 complex. The transcript has a single exon. Gene Ontology annotation, molecular function: cyclin-dependent protein serine/threonine kinase activator activity; protein kinase binding. Gene Ontology annotation, biological process: brain development; positive regulation of cyclin-dependent protein serine/threonine kinase activity; activation of protein kinase activity. The record is from RefSeq and is a predicted model, not a curated record.
AGCAGAGACAGUGAGAGAUACAGGGGCAAGAAAGCGUGAGGUCUCCAGGGAGCCAGAGGCAGCCGGAUCCCGGCACAUCCUCAACCUCUUUCUGCUCUGAUCCUCAUUUAAGUGCAAGAGGCUGGCGCCCGUGUCCGGCAACAUGCAGCUCGGGAAGCAACCGCCCGCCUAGACAGACAGACAAACAGAGAGACAGACAGACAGAGACAGAGACAGAGAGAUUUCACCGAGAGGGACCGAGGAAACGCUCUUCAACUCCGGGGAUACGAACCCCGGAGGAGGAUUAAUUAUUGUAACCGGGGAAGAGAGAGGAGAGACGGGGGGCUGCGAGCUAGCGGUUCCCCAUUCUCCCAGAAGAGGAGGAAAGCUUUUGUUUCGCUGACUUAUUUUUUUUUGUUGUUGGACAAAUCGAGAGGCUCUGCCAUUUUACUGCAGCGUGGUGUCUGAUCCAACAGUGACACAAUCGCCAUUAACCUCAGUGCCGCAGGAGCAGCUUUCCAGAGGCUGGCUGGGUGGGCGAAAAGGACCGGGCUUGGAGAGGAUUGGGAUUUAAGUCCCUGAUUUUGCUGUUCGGGUUUUUGCGUUGGGGAGGACAGCCGCUGCACACCUGGCGGAGGCGGCUCUCCCUCCAGCUCCCCGCCGCAGUGAGACCGGCCCCAACAUCUGCAGCCGGCCAGAGGCUGAGGCACAAGCCAAUAUUCAGCGCCAUCCGCAGGUCCAGCGGCCGCCACCACCAUCUUCCCCCCGAACCUCCAGCAGCAAAACCCCCCGAGCCCCCCCCUAGCCAUGGGCACCGUGUUGUCUCUGUCGCCCAGCUACAGGAAGGCGGCUCUGUUUGAAGAUGGCUCGGCCACCGUGGGCCAGUACACGGCCGUGCAAAACAGCAAAAACUCCAAGGAGAAGAACCUCAAGCGCCACUCCAUCAUCUCGGUGCUGCCCUGGAAACGCAUCGUGGCCGUCUCCACCAAGAAGAAAAACUCCAAGAAGGUCAACCCCAACAACUACCAGAACAACGUGACCCACCUCAACAACGAGAACCUGAAGAAGUCCCUCUCCUGUGCCAACUUGUCCACCUUUGCCCAGCCCCAAGCCCCCGCCCAGCGCCUCAACCAACUGCCCAGCAGCAAGAGCAGCGUCUCCUCGGUGAAGAAGACCCCCCACAACAGCACCGUCAGCCCCAGCUCCCCCAAAAGGGUCAUUGUCCAGGCUUCCACCAGCGAGCUGCUCAAGUGCCUGGGCGAGUUCCUGUGCCGCAGAUGCUACCGCCUCAAGCACUUGUCCCCCACAGACCCUGUCCUGUGGCUGAGGAGCGUUGACCGUUCUUUGCUGCUGCAAGGUUGGCAAGACCAGGGCUUUGUGACGCCGGCCAACGUGGUCUUUGUUUACAUGCUGUGCCGGGACGUCAUUUCAUCGGAGGUCGCCACCGAGCACGAACUGCAAGCCACCCUCUUGACCUGCCUCUACCUGUCCUAUUCCUACAUGGGCAACGAGAUCUCCUACCCGCUCAAGCCUUUCCUGGUGGAGAGCUGCAAAGAAGCCUUCUGGGACCGCUGCCUCAGCAUUAUCAACGCCAUGAGUGCGAAAAUGCUGCAGAUUAACGCGGACCCGCAUUUCUUCACUCAGGUCUUCGCCGACCUGAAGAACGAGUGCAACCAAGACGAGCGCGGCCGGAUGCUCAUAGGGUUGGAUCGGUGACUGAUGGCUCGCCCCCGGCUGGAUGUUUGUUCCAGAGACACAGACACUUUAAUACAUAUAUAUCGAGAAUCGAUUAGAGUGUGCAACAUUUUUUGUGUCAUGGGGGUCUAGUACAAACACGGAUUUAUUUCCAUGCUGCUAAAAGUGUUUUAGAACAAAUUUAAAACCAACCCGUCCUGCAAAAACGGCACGUUUUUCUCUUCUCUUUAUCUCUCUCUCUUUAAAUUGCUACAGUGGUAUUGUGCAUGCAAAGUAUCUGUGUGUCCCUGAAAUCUAUAUUAAUACAACUGACGGGCAACAACGAAAAAAAACCACGCGGCAAAAAAAAAUACACACACACACCAAGGAAAUUAUUGAGUAUUUGGACUUUUUUUUUUGAUUACAUGUUUUAAAGAAGUAUUUAUCAACAUGGAGACGAAGGGAUUUUAAAACAAAAAAGUUUUUUUGUCGUUUUUGGGAUGCACUUGUUCUCAUUUGUUUUUUGAAAUCAGGUGGCGGCGGAACCUGCAAGAAUGUGCCAUUUUCACACGGAAGUCUGUUCCGAGAGACUUCAGCUGUACAUUUUGAAAGUGCUAAUAUUAUGACAAUGUUUCCCAGUGCAAUUUGUUAUUUAAGGAAAAGAAAAUCUCUCUUGACCAAACGGUGUUAUUUGUUGUAUGUGUGUAGAGUGUAUGUUUGUAUGUGAGUGUGUGGGUGAAAUUGAGAAUAUUGGUGUCAAAAUGCUGUAAACAGCGGCUGUGUUUUAUGUUGAUUUUUUUUUAAUUUCUAUUUAUUUUUGUACUGUGAUUAAUAAAAUGCACUGAUCAUUCAUGACUGGCUGAGCCUGUUUGGGAGUUUUAUUUCAGAUGACAAAUGUGAAAUGUUAACACACGAAUAGAACUUGACUCUUC